Castor canadensis (American beaver) is the source of this 5007-nucleotide messenger RNA. It is a transcript of the gene Klf3, whose product is annotated as KLF transcription factor 3. Lineage: Eukaryota; Metazoa; Chordata; Mammalia; Rodentia; Castoridae. The record is from RefSeq and is a predicted model, not a curated record. Gene Ontology annotation, biological process: regulation of transcription by RNA polymerase II. Gene Ontology annotation, molecular function: DNA-binding transcription factor activity, RNA polymerase II-specific; RNA polymerase II cis-regulatory region sequence-specific DNA binding.
GCCGCCGCCAACGCCACCCGGUCUGGAGCGCUGACAUUACUGCACUCGCCGGGCGCACGGCGGCGGGGAGCCGGGCCUUUAUUUCUCAUCGGCUGCGCUCCGCAGCGCGCUUCGCAAAGCCAAACACCAGAGCACCCUAGAAGGUUUAACGAAAAGAAUGCUCAUGUUUGACCCAGUCCCUGUCAAGCAAGAGGCCAUGGACCCUGUCUCGGUGGCCUACCCAUCAAAUUACAUGGAGUCCAUGAAGCCCAACAAGUAUGGAGUCAUUUACUCCACACCAUUACCUGACAAGUUCUUUCAGACCUCCGAAGGCCUGUCCCACGGGAUCCAGAUGGAGCCGGUGGACCUCACGGUGAAUAAGCGGGGUUCGCCACCCUCGGCUGGGAGCUCUCCCUCAUCACUGAAGUUCCCGUCCUCACACCGGAGAGCGUCUCCUGGAUUGAGCAUGUCUUCUAGCCCGUCCAUCAAGAAGUUCUCACCCCCUUCCCCGGGCGUGCAGCCCUUCGGAGUGCCACUUUCCAUGCCCCCCGUGAUGGCAGCUGCCCUCUCACGGCACGGAAUCCGGAGCCCGGGCAUCCUGCCCGUCAUCCAGCCCGUGGUGGUGCAGCCUGUCCCAUUUAUGUACACCAGCCACCUCCAGCAGCCACUCAUGGUGUCCUUGUCGGAAGAGAUGGAAAAUUCAAAUAGUAGCAUGCAAGUACCUGUAAUUGAAUCGUAUGAGAAGCCCAUAUUACAGAAAAAAAUUAAAAUAGAACCUGGGAUCGAACCACAGAGGACAGAGUAUUAUCCUGAAGAAAUGUCACCCCCUUUAAUGAGCUCAGUGUCCCCCCCGCAAGCAUUGUUGCAAGAGAAUCAUCCUUCAGUCAUAGUGCAGCCUGGGAAGAGACCUUUACCUGUGGAAUCCCCAGAUACCCAAAGGAAGCGGAGGAUACACAGAUGUGAUUAUGACGGAUGCAACAAAGUGUACACUAAAAGCUCCCACUUGAAGGCACACAGAAGAACACAUACAGGAGAAAAACCCUACAAGUGUACCUGGGAAGGGUGCACAUGGAAGUUUGCUCGGUCUGAUGAACUCACAAGACAUUUCCGAAAACACACUGGAAUCAAACCUUUCCAGUGUCCAGACUGUGACCGCAGCUUCUCCCGGUCCGACCAUCUUGCCCUACAUAGGAAACGCCACAUGCUAGUCUGAACGCCUCCGUCUCCCACCUCAGUGCGACUCCCCACUCUCCUGGCUCUCUCUCUCCUCCCUCCCGUGAUCUAACUCAUUUUUUACAUGUACAUUUUAAUUUUGAUUCAGCUGGUCUGGAUCUCUGAAUUUCUACCAUAUAAAACUUCCAUAUGGUCAGUAGUAAAUGUCCUCUAAUCUUCCCUCUCCUUACCACGGGUCAGACCUAAAGAAUGUGAACGCUUUUUUUUUUUUCCGGGGAUGCUAAGCAAACCCUUCUUACAGAUACGUUUAAUGUAAUGAGAACAAGGGAACAUGUAAACUAACAUAACCAAUUAUCCGUUUCUCCGUGUAUUCCUCAAAAGAAUGUCAAAGUAAAUGUAUCAGAAAUACAGUAUACAGCCUGCAGUCCUUGCCAGAGACAUUCGUACCUCUGUGCCCCAUAAAGGUGUCCUAUCAACCGUUAGCAAGACGUGCAACAAGUUGUCAAGCUACCAGUCAACUCUGCCAUUGCCCUUCACACAUCUUGCUUGUCAACCUGGAUCAUCACCUCAUCUAGAUCAAGUUCCUAGCCCUCAUUGGUGUCUGGAGCAUAUAUGGAGGGCACUGUCAGCACUGAGAGAGGUGAGCCAGAGCUGCUGGAAUAGGAGGAUGACGCGUAGCGGUUCACGGGGUGGACACUGCUUCCGUAGCAUGGCGCAGAAGCAGAGGGCAUUGAGCCCUUCCUCAGUGGGAACAGCUGGUGGGUGAUACCUCCUGGCUAGGGGUCAUCAGUGGGCAUCACCCACUGUGCCAUGCAUUUGUAGCGUGUCAGUCUCCGUGCGUGCUCAGCUGUGCAGAACAUCCAAUGCCAGAUACGGAUGGGAGUGCCUGCAGCCACUCCUACAGUGUCCUGAGUGUGGAUCGUCCAGCAUUGGCAGUAAGGAAUCCACAGAAGUAUUUCCCAGUAAGAGUAAAAAAAAAAAAAAUGUCUUUGGGUCAGGGUGUGGAUGGUCUUUCUUUUACCCAAGCUGCUUAUAGCUCUUUUGCAAACAGGGAAACAUUGAGUGGUACUUGUUAUUCCUAUAUCAAGUUAAUCACAUAGCUAUUGUGUGUAAGAGCUGUAAGGUGCCAAAUUGGCUGUCAUUUGUGUGCAUGGCACAUACAUAAAGAAGCAUCUGCUAAGCUUUCAGGAAAUUCAGUUAAGCCUGAGUUACACUAUUUGUAAAUAUAACUAAAGUGAAGCACAUAUAUCUUUAUUUUGGGGACAGAUUUUUGAAGAAAUAGAAGAAAACCACAGUUCAGGGAUUUAUAUCUGUAGCUUGAAAAUUCCCAAAAGUUUACUGCCAGAGCUGGCAAAUUUCCUGUCACUAUCAAGUGUCCUGUCAGAACAAACUGAAAAUAAUGACUCGUGUUUAUUUUGAAGACUAAUUCCAUCAUUAUUGGAGGAUGUUUUUCAAAAGCAGGCUUUUGAGCACCAUAGUCUAAAUGUCAAUUAAAAUAAUUCACACAUAGAAUGAAAGGAGACAACAGUGAUCAAAUGUGGCUGCACAUAACCAAAGGCUCCUUCGUCCCUCACGAAGGAUUGAGGAGGAGAGAGAAGGGGAUCCUGAAGGUUGCUCAUCCCAGCCAUAACUCUGGAUCCAACACAGCCUGAACUGGGGGAAUACUGGCUUUUAAAUCAUUGGUGGCUGAGAAUUGUGGGGGGCUUGUUUUGAGGGCACUAUGUUAAGAGGUAAUGUUGGGACUGCACAGGUACCUGAGGGGUCCCACUCAGCCCUGUGAACCAGCUGAAAGAAGUCUAGGUAAAAAAAAUGCAAAGAAAUAUUAUCUUGGCACUUGGGUUUCUUUUCUUACCUUUUUUAGCACUGCAGUUUUUGUUUAGAAUAUUAAAACAUGCUAAAUGGGCUGUUUUCCUUUUUGCUACUCUGACAUGAAUUGAAUAGAAAUGGCUCUUGAAAAAGCGUGUGUCAUCUAUAUUGUCAAUGUUUACUCACAUUUGUACGGCGUGCUCAUAUCCUGAAAUGGUUCUUCCACGACACUGAAGAGUCACGUUGGAGUGCAAGGCAUUUUUUGUUUUGUUUUAGUGGAGAUAACCAGUUUGUGUUCAACCCACAUAGAAGGGUAAAGGGAGCAAGAAAAAUAGAAUUGAUCUUUGAGUCAGCUUUGCAUCUGAGUGUACUUAGUAGAAAGCGUCGUGGGCUCUCAUGAAAUUCACUCUGGCAUAUUUAAGUUUUGUUCAGAAGAUUGUAUUCCAUCACUAUUCAUCUUGCUCAGAUCAUUAAUAAGAUCCAUUGCAACUGAAAGAACAACCCAGAGGCCAUUCUCUGUUCCCAUGCUGGUCUGAUAUUGUUUAGUUACUAAUUGGCCCUUAUCAAAUUUUCCUUUUAUAUAUAAAUAUAUAUAUACAUAUUUGUAUUUUACUAUGCUAGUGGAGACAUUCAGUCUUAGUCAUGUUUAGCUGUUAUUGUGGAAGGCCUCAGAUACACAAUACGAUGCCCUUAAAAACACGGUUUUAAUGUGUGCCGUGUUAGUAUCGAUGGUGGUUUAAUUACAGUAUUUUAAAUUGACAAGAAUGGUUUGUAAACACAAAGUUGGUGUCACGUGAAUUGUGUCUUAUAGAGUUGUUCAGUUACUGCUCAAGCGUCAUCUUGGGGAAGUCAUAAGAAUUAAAUCUGAAUCCAUUAGUUUGGAAAUGUGGAUCCACCUCACAAACAGGCACUAACCUUCUAAAUUGCUUGGUUUGGAGAAUGUGUUUGCAGCAUAGCUACGUUCAAAUAAGGAUAUGCGAUGGGCGCAGAAGUUUCACGAGCCUUGGGACAGAAACACAGGGGAACUAUGUAUGUACAGUAUGUUUUGUUAAACACCCAUCUGCACUGUCAGUAUUGCACUAACGUGGAACUUGAGAGGUUAUUAUGCUGAUGCUGUGUAUGUACACAUCAUUUCUGAUUCGAUUAUUCCAGAGACAAUCUCAAAGAUCUAAGGUUUGAAGAUAUACAGUUGUCUUGAAGGAAUUGCUGUCGUACAUGAAGUCACUCAGUUGUCUUUCUUCUCUUCUUGGUCAAGGUUAACGAUUUCUAAAUGAUUGCAAAUUCACUUAAGUAAUACAUUUACAAAGCCAUCUUACAUGCAUUAAGCGAGGGCUACAACAUGUUUUACAAAUACUAGCACUUUUUUUUUCCUUGUUAUGUACUUAGUGUUAGAGGGUCAAAAUAAUCUUUCUGCUUAGCAUCUCUUAAAACCAUACCUGCAGGUAGAGCAGGAUUAUUACAUUUACAGUACUUUAAUACUUGUAUAAACUAUGCAGAAAUUUUUAAUAAAGUGUAAUAUAUUUUAUAAGCUAAUAAGACUGAAUGGGUAAAGGUUUUUAGCAUGCAUUAGUAUACUUGCAAAUGCUGAUACAUUUUGGUAAUCUUUCUUACUAAAGAUGUGAAUGUUUAACGUACCUUCUCUGUUUCUACUCUGUAGUCCAAUGGGAAUUCAGUAAUGACAUUUUGUCAUGUCCAACUGUGAACAUAAAUUUGUACUGUACAGUCCUCAUAUACUAUAUACAGUAUGCAAUAUAUGUAUUAUAUACUUGUUAAUAAAACCAUCGGAAUAUUAGGUGUGAUCAGUGAUUUCUAUAUAGGCAAUGAUCACUAGGAGCAAAACCUCAAGAGCCUGCUUACACAUUUCAAAGUAAGUCAGUCUGAUAGGCAGUCACUCAAUGAAGAGAAAGCAAAAUAGAUCUAACUGGAAGGUGCACUGGAGGAGUUAACUCAGCCGGAAGGCCAGGACACUGGGUUUCUGCUAACCUCCAGUGGGAAGUCAUCUAAGCUGAAGCCAGCCCCAUCCCCCCUGAGCCUUCAAACGCUUUCUAC